GCGGUCUCUUAGUCCUGCCGGAGGGCGGGUAUGGAGCCCAGAAAGCUGGCAGAGAACAGGCUGCGCAGGGUCAGCCUCGCCUCGCCGGCAGUCGCUAAAGCGUUAACGGAGCGUCAGUUUCCUUCUCCUACAGGUGUGCGGUUGGGAGUGUUCCUAUCGGCUGCUCCUCUCCAGGAAAAUAAACACUCCCAACAUGCAUUGAGCCACGGGGAGUGUCUCAGGUUUCCAACACGCCCCAGCUCGUUAAGAGUAAGAGUAAUAAUUAACAGCUUGGACUUUAUUAGGCAGUGGAGGGACAUCUGUCAGGAAGAAAGCUGCCUACCAUGCUCAAAGCAAAACCAGGCGAACUCCAGCCUUUCCUCCUUGGUUCUGACCUCCCUUCCAGCCAAUCUGAAUGAGUGGAGAAAAAUGACCACCAAUCCUCCCCAGGACCCUACUCUGAUAUUCAUCAGUGAGAAGAAACUCAUUACGAGAGAUCAACUUGAUCAUUUGUUGAAGACCUACAAUAUUUUUUACGGGGACCAGAAGAACCGACAUAUUACAUAUGGUGAGGCUGGAGAUGACAACAUAGUUAUUGAAGGAAUUUUGGAUAUAUUUUGGGGAGUACAAAGACCUAUUCAGCUGAAAGUACAAGAUGAGAAGCAGGUCCCUUCUUUUGCCACCAUCAAGUCAUCUUCCUUAUUCUCCCAGAAGGGGGGCAUGACCCGCUGGGGAGAGUUUGAUGACCUCUAUCGCAUUAGCGAGCUGGAGAGGAAACAGAGUGCUGUGGACAAAGUCGAGGAUCCCCAGGAAGAUUAUGUAUCUUAUAACAGCAGCACCCUGAGGCCUCAGAUGAAAGAUGAACCAGACUCUCCCAUGCUAUACAGAACAAUGAGUGAAGCAACAUUGGUGAGAAAGAAGGUAAACCUUGGCAAGAUACAGAGGAGAGAUCAACAGAAGCACAGGGUGUCUAUUAACGGCCACUUCUAUAAUCAUGAGACGUCAAUUUUCACUCCAGCUUUUGGAUAUGAAACCAGAGUGAGAAUAAACAGUAAUAUGAGAACAGAAGAAGUCAUAAAGCAGCUUCUACAAAAAUUCAAGAUUGAAAACAACCCCCAGGAUUUUGCUCUCUACAUAAUCUAUGCUACUGGAGAAAAGAGACGACUGAAGAAGACAGACAUUCCCCUCUUCCAUAGGCUUUUACAGGGUCCCUCACAAAGGAAUGCCAGGAUUUUCCUUAUGGACCAAGAUGAAGAAGAAAUCAGCAGUGAUGUGGCUGAAUAUAUUCACUGUCACCUUUCUCUCUUGGAAUCAAUCCUUCAAAAAUUAAAUGAAGAAGAAGCACGAGAGAUUAAAAAAAUAAUCACAAAAUUCAAUACAGAGAAGGCUUUCAUAUUAAAACAUCUUAGAAAUAAAAUAAUAGUAAAAACAGAGACAACAGUGUAGUGAAGCAAACACCCACGGAUCAAGCAUUUCAGCCAAGUGAAAAAUAUUUUUGUACUUAAUGUGUGCAUGUAUGUUGUAGAUAUGUGCAUUUAUGUAAAUACAUAGAAACUUCAAACUUAUAGAAAAUUGUUUGACCAGGAAAUUUUGUAUCUAUGUGUUAUGUUAUGUUGCAGUUGGAACACUAAAUAUUCUGAAAAUUAUAUAGCCAGAAAAGUUCUCAUUUUUUCAAAGUUAGAGAGGCAUUAUGAACCAUAUGAAUUUAAAACCUCUCCUUUCACCUGAAAUUUGUCAACUAGCUAGCUACCAGAAAUGGCAAAUGAAAUGGGGAAUACAGACUCUAAACACUUUUUUAAAAAUAGACAUUUUCUUGGUGUCACCUAGAAAUUCAUUUUCACUCUGAGUAGGGUUUAUAGAUUUUUGAUGACUUGGGUUUUAACCAAAAAAAAAAUGAAGAUGACCUUGCAAGUUGGCAAGAACAUCUAUUAUCUUAUGUAAUCCUGCUAAAACUCUAUAGGACCAAAGGCCAUAGACACUUAGUAACCUGCAAUGUCUACGGGCAUUCUCUUUUCAGAGUUAUUGCAUUUCUGGUUCCGUUGACCAGAAAGGGCAUCUGUAUAAUGAUAACACAACAAUCUGGCAAAGGGCCUAAUCCAAAAUUCACAAAGCUGUCUCUGACCUUCUAUUAUUGUACUCUAGAGUUGACUUUCAAAACACACAAAAAAUGCUGAAAACGUAACAUGGGUUUAGGAUUGUUGUUGUUGUUGUUGUUACUCAUACUUAUUUUUGUCAUCAGCAAUCAUUUUUUAAAAGCAAUGUCUUAGGUCAAUAGGUCUUAUUCUUAACCUACCUCCAUUUUCAUUCCUCAUGGAUGUUGUCUAAAAAUAUUGCUAAAACAUUUUAUGGGUGAUUCAGACAAGCGCUCCCAGAUAGAAAAUUACUUUUAAACGUUAAAAUACACAUCCUAGUCAUUUCAAAGACAUAUAUAAUUUGUAAUUAUCUGUAAAAUUUAGACUAGAUAAGAGUGUGUUCAUACAUAUUAAGUUCUAUUAAAGACCUCUUUUUAUAGUACAAUACAUGAGCCUGAGCUUAUUCAUUCCUCUAUUUAUUUUUUGUUAACAAUUAAGGAAAAAAAUGCCCACUUGCUAGGAACCAACAAGUGUGAGGCUGAGAAUACAGACCAGCAUUGACUAAGUAUUGACAUGCCUGCCAAGCUCGCAGGGGGAGGAGCUGCUCCAACCUCCUAUUUUUAACACCUAGAGGACAUUUUGUCCAGCUGCCCAAAGCCAGCACUUCCUCCCUCCACUAUGUGGGGUAAAGGGGAGAGUUGCUCACAGGCAGCUUGAGUUGCAGUUUGGGCACACGAACCUGAAAACCUUUGCCAAUGCUGAUAAUGACUAUAACUCAUAUUGUUGCUAUGCCACUCACGAUAGCUUUCCUUAGUUUGAGAAGACUAAAUUACUUCUACUUUGGGAGAAGGGCUUAAUAAAAGUGGAUUUCAUUGUUUUUAUUAAACAUUUACCACUUGCCAGACACUGUGCUAAAUUCUGUGAAUGCAAUGAAGAAGAAAAAAUGUGCAAUCCCUGUCCUCAAAAAGAUCACAUUCUAAUGGAAGAGAGGACCUGUAAAUAAGUAUUUUUAUUGAAGAUAUAUGCAGUGGAAAUGGAAGGUAAUGUCAAAAGGAAGACAAAAGGAUAAGUCUCUUUCAAGACUGGGAUUUUAGCUGAAUCUCAAAAUAAUACUAGAAACAAGGAGGUAGAGGUGAGAAGGAAGAACAUUGCAGCAUGGGAACAUGGAAGUGAGGAGAAAGAACAUUGCAGCAUGGGAACAUGGAAGUGGGAAGAAGAGAAUUCCAGCAAGAAAAUAUGGAGGUGAGGAGGAAGAGUCUUCCAGCAUGGGACCAUGGAGGUGAAGAGGAAGAGUCUUCCAGCAUGGGACCAUGGAGGUGAAGAGGAAGAGUCUUCCAGCAUGGAACCAUGGAGGUGAAGAGGAAGAGUCUUUCAGCAUGAAGUUGAUAUGUGGCAUUCCAUUUAUGAAGAACAGCAAAGAGGCCUAGGUGGUGGGAUAGUAGAGUAUGGAAAGGGAAAAGAAAGGAAGUGAAUUGCCAAUUAAAAGGAACAAUUGCCAUUGUCCAUCCUCUUCCUUUCUGUUCAGCAUGUUAGAAUUUUCCUAUGUGGUGGGAAGGGACUUUCCUUCAUUCUCUCCUCUUAAGAAGCUAUGGAGGGGGCAGCUGGGUGACUCAGUUGAUUGAGAGCCAGGCCUAGAGACGGGAGGUCCUAGGUUCAAAUCUGGCCUCAGACACUUCCCAGCUGUGUGACCCUGGGCAAGUCACUUGACCCCCAUUGCCUAGCCCUUACCACUCUUCUGCCUUAGAAGCAAUACCCAGUAUUGAUUCUAAGAUGGAAGGUAAGGAUUUUUAUUUUAAAAAAGAAAAAAUAUCCUAUGGAAUCUGCUCACACAUGAUGGAAAGAGCAUGUGCCCAUCUAGGAGAACCUGAAACUAGACCUCAGGUCUCUGGCUGCCUCUUCUGUUUUGUGCUACUUUCUCUAAAGACAGGAGACUAACAGGGAUCAUGAAAAACGGAUUUCUCAGGAGUGUGGGAGUUCCUGAUUUCCUCUGUUGGAGCUGACUGACAGCAGGAGAGUUUUCUAUAAUUCUGACCUCUGGCAGGAAGAUGAGCUCAAAUAUCCACUGACCUCAUGGAAGAUAUGGACCUUGGGGAAGUUGGUUAGACAGUUUAAAGCAGAAAUAAAUUAACUGUCCUUCUGCCCCAGAAAAUGUUUCAUAUUUUGAUGAUGUAUCAACCCUACAAUAGGAAUUAUGACUUUUUUAUGAGCUGUUUGUCAAUGUGUGACAAUGAGUUUCUUGUAUUUUCAGUAUUUCUUUUAGAGUGAAAGAAAUAAAUGGCUAUCUUAUAUACCUGA
Messenger RNA from Monodelphis domestica (gray short-tailed opossum), 4346 nucleotides. RefSeq names its product Ras association domain family member 6 (gene RASSF6). NCBI's taxonomy places the organism in Eukaryota, Metazoa, Chordata, Mammalia, Didelphimorphia, Didelphidae. The record is from RefSeq and is a predicted model, not a curated record. Gene Ontology annotation, biological process: signal transduction.